GAACUGUCUGUCUGACUUAUAGUUGCAGGCCAGACUGUCGCGCGUGCUUACAGCACUCAAUGGAAUCAAUUUCAAUUGUUCUAAAUUUUGUAUGACUUGUGACGAAAAUAGUGCAGUAAAAAUGAUAUUAUUAAUUCGAUGAAACAAACCUUAAUUUCUCCAAUAACUUGUUGUUGUGUUUAUUUUGUGCAUAGUGUCAGUAUUCAGUGAGUAUUAUGAACUUUGACGACUAUGAAGCCCUUCCGACGAAUCAGAACUUUACCACACACAUGACUGCUGGAGCGAUCGCGGGCGUCAUGGAGCAUUGCAUAAUGUAUCCUCUCGACUCCGUGAAGACUCGCAUGCAGUCGCUGCGGUCGACGCACAACCGCACCAUCGGCGAGACCUUCAGGCACAUGGUGCGGCAGGAGGGCCUGCUCAGGCCCAUCCGCGGUAUGACGGCGGUGGUGGCGGGCGCGGGCCCGGCGCACGCCUGCUACUUCGCCACCUACGAGCACGCCAAGCGCUCGCUCUCACAGCUCACGAGGCAUCGGCACGAACACAUUACACACGGUUUGUCUGGAUGCUUAGCGUCGCUGGUGCAUGAUGCCGUCUCCAACCCCGCAGAAGUGGUGAAGCAGCGCAUGCAGAUGUUGAACUCCGAGUACCGCAGCGUGUGGGAGUGCGCGCGCGGCGUGUAUCGCGCCGAGGGAUUGCGCGCCUUCUACCGCUCCUACGGCACGCAGGUGGCGAUGAACGUGCCGUACACGGCGCUGCACUUCGUGACGUACGAGUGGGUCCAGGCCCGCCUCAACCCCGCGCGCAGCUACGACCCGCGCGCGCACGCGGCCGCGGGCGCCUGCGCCGGCGCACUCGCGGCCGCCGCCACCACGCCGCUCGACGUCUGCAAGACGGUGCUCAACACGCAGGAGGCGGUGCGCGCGGACGGACUGGUGCAGGCGGCGGCGGCCGUGCUGCGCGCCGGCGGCCCGCUCGCCUUCUUCCGCGGCGUGUCCGCGCGCGUGCUGUACCAGAUGCCGGCCGCCGCCAUCUGCUGGCUCACCUACGAGACCUUCAAACACAUCCUCGCGUAGACAGAGGAGCCUUCGUGCGGCGGCAGCGUGACGGCCGCGCACGCGCAGCGCUCAUGCGCUAUCGCCGUCCCGCUCCGACUUGCGGCCACGUCCGCCGACUAGCGGCCGGACAGAGCCUGCGGACGCCGCAAUGUGUACAUAGUCAGGCGGGAGCGUGCGAACGAGUGAUCACUUGCUUCGAACGAUCUUAUUUUGCGCGAGUGAAUGUUGUGUUACGGACCGUUUUGAAUUACGACCAUAUAUAUUCUAUUGUGAUAAAAUCAUAAUGUUUGUGCAAAUAAAAACAUAAUAUUGUUAUGAAUUGUGGAAACUUACUUCGGAGCUGGCUCGACUUGUGUAAUAUUUUAUUUAUAUUAUUUAUUUAUAGCAUUUGUUCGUACGUUCAUACCGGCGUUAACGUGGUUUUCUCUGAUCAAAGGAUUAACGAUGAAUAUCAAAUCAUUUAAUAAUAAAAUACAUUAGGGACGUAUGCUGAAGUGUAAAUACUAAUAAGAAAGUAUUUUUUUAAGUAUUAUUUUUUUAUUAAGAUUCAAAAUUAGCGUUAAAUUGUGUUUUAUGCGAGAACAGGGCCAUGGGCCUCGACGGCGGGCGACCUCCGAUUGUUCUAACGUAAAUAAAUCUGUUUCACUUUACACGAGUGCGUUUACCGACGUGGUAUCAAAAAUAUAGCAUUUAUAUUCGCAAAACAUUUUGAUUUUUAAAUAACAGAAAAAUGUCUAUUCAUCAUAUUUUUGACACCAAUCAACACAUGGAUACAUUUUAUUGGCGACCGUGAUAGGUCCAAGAUCUUUCCUUUGGUCCGGGAGCGCCGCAGUGUACUGCAAUGUAAAUAGUGAAGGGCAGUCGUCUGUGAUUUGUGCGUUUUUUAUUUCGUUUUCCAUUUCUAGCGCGAAUGUUUCCUAGAUGUAUUGAACUUUGAGAGAUUACGUUGGUACGCUAGACCAGUGUUGAUGUGUGUGUGACACAGUAUUGUGUUGUUCGAACAAAUUUGAUCAAGAUUUGCUCACUGCCACCGCCGUCAGACCACUGUCCAAAGAUGGCGUACGCAUUGGUCAAUUUGUCGUGAUUUAGAAGUUAUUUAAAACGAGUGCUGUGAAUUUAUGUGAGUCCAAAUCUUGUUAGGUACGUUUAAGAAGCCGUCACCAUCUUUGUAUAACUUUGCUUUGGUUAUCAAACGGCUGUGGCGGAGUCAAUGUAAUGGAAGACGUUUAUGAAUAAUUACGUGUCAGUUUUUAGAUACGGAAUUAAAGAGUUAGAGAGUUUUAUACAUUUGAGUAAUUUUUAGUAAAAGGUGAACGUAGCCGCUCCACACGCGACUGCUCCGCUCCGCUUCUUUCAAUAUUAUCAUCGCACUCUUUCUGUGUCCGAAUCAAGAUCGUAAUUCGGAGACCUGAAUGCUCUCAACCUGAUUCGGAAACCACGCGUGCAGCCGCCCUUAUAAAUACCUACUGCGAGAUAACCCCAAAUCAAGUCAAUUCCAGUAAUAUGAAAUGAUUCUAACAUUUUGCUAGCUAUAAGCAGCAAAAUAAUAAUUUGGAAACGAGUCCAGCGUACUUACUAAGUUCAGUGCUGUGAGCCAACGAUUCACGCGAUUAUACACUUACGUUAAGUUGUACAAUGAGGUGACUCCCGUUACCGCGGCAGCUAGUCAGACUCUCGGCAAACCGGCGCCGGCGGCGACGUCGGCCGCCGGCCGUCUCAGUACAGGGUUCACAUUUCCGAACGACGUAUUCGACACGAUUGUUUCGUAUUAUUCUUGAAAUUAUAUUAUGUACAGUUUAGUUGUUAUGUGUCGCAGCGGCUCCGGGGCUGCGGGGUGCUGCGAGCCCGACGCGCGAUUAUGUUAUUGUUUGUGUACAUUGUAUUUGUUAUAUGAGUUUUAUAGCAAUUUAAGAUUAAUUUAAAUUAAGAGUUUUAAAGUUUAAAUAUUUGUAUAGAAAUUAAUGUUUAGAUUUGCCUGGCCAGGCCAGAGACAAGUUCAAAAUUUUUUGAGCAAACAAUUGUCAAAAUACAUAGUAAUAAAAUGUUCGACAAUA
Messenger RNA from Plodia interpunctella (Indianmeal moth), 3109 nucleotides. RefSeq names its product mitoferrin (gene mfrn). The transcript is spliced from 8 exons. Gene Ontology annotation, biological process: iron import into the mitochondrion. Lineage: Eukaryota; Metazoa; Arthropoda; Insecta; Lepidoptera; Pyralidae. Gene Ontology annotation, molecular function: ferrous iron transmembrane transporter activity. Gene Ontology annotation, cellular component: mitochondrial membrane. The record is from RefSeq and is a predicted model, not a curated record. Bases 216 to 1073 code for a protein of 285 amino acids.